Messenger RNA from Scatophagus argus, 1579 nucleotides. Its product is annotated as flavin-containing monooxygenase FMO GS-OX4. The transcript has 9 exons. Bases 253 to 1554 code for a protein of 433 amino acids. NCBI's taxonomy places the organism in Eukaryota, Metazoa, Chordata, Actinopteri, Scatophagidae. Gene Ontology annotation, molecular function: N,N-dimethylaniline monooxygenase activity; flavin adenine dinucleotide binding; NADP binding. The record is from RefSeq and is a predicted model, not a curated record.
AUCAGGAUCAGGAUCAGGAUCAGGAUCAGGUGUUGGUUAUUUUGUGAUGACAGCAGGUGACUGACAGCUCAGUAAAGUUUAACGGUCAGUUGGUUCAAAUGUUUGAGCUUCAAGUUAGUGCAGAGUCGUUGGUCGUUAAUGGGUUAAACGGCGGCUGUUCAAGGUCGCCACAUUCGCUGACCUCAUAGUAUUUAAGUGAUGAUGCGGCAGGAUUUAAUCAGACUGCAUUUCAGCCGCUAACGAGACCUCAGGAUGUCCAAGAUGCUGCAGCGGGUGGCGGUGGUCGGUGCCGGAGCGGCGGGACUCUGUGCAGCGAGACACAUCCUGUCCCGUCUGAAUACCUUCGCCCCCCCGGUGGUGUUCGAGCUCACCGACAACAUCGGCGGCACCUGGUGUUACGACGAACGAGUCGGGACGUACGACAACGGCCAGCCGAUACACAGCAGCAUGUACCGAGACCUCAGAACCAACCUGCCUAAGGAGGUGAUGAUGUUCCCAGAUUUCCCCUUUGAGAACCACCUGAAGAGCUUUCUGCCCCACCAGGAGGUUCAGAGGUACCUGGACAGGUACUGUCAGAGCCACAACAUCCGGCCCCACAUCAGGUUCAACACAGCUGUGGAAAAAGUGAUGCCUGUUGUCAUGACAACCAAAGAGCAGGAGACAAAGACAGUGUGGGAAGUGAUAUCAUCUGACUCAUCAGGUUGUCAAAAGACCGAGUGCUUUGACUCUGUCUUCAUCUGCUCGGGGCACUACUCAAACCCUCACGUCCCAGACGUACCUGGGAUAGAGAACUUUACAGGAAAGGUGCUCCACAGUCAUGACUACAGGUACGCAGAGCCGUUCUCGGGUCAGUCAGUGGUGGUCCUGGGAGCCAAGGCUUCAGGACUGGACAUCUCCAUCGAGCUGGCCAAAGUUGGUGCUCAGGUGACUCUGAGUCACGGACUUCCUCGUUUCACCUUUCCUCUUCCUCCUGGCAUUCGACAGUCCAGUCCAGUGGUGGCGGUCGACCAGGAUGGCAGUCUUCGCUUUCAGGACGGGUCGGUGGACACAGCUGAUAUUCUGAUGUUCUGCACGGGCUACAACUUCAGUUUUCCGUUCCUGGAUGGGGCUCAGCUGGGUCUGGAGAUCCAGGACCAUCUGGUGUCUCCGCUGUACCGCUUCCUGAUGCCCCCAGCCUUCCCCUCACUAUUCUUCAUUAGCAUCUGCAAGAUGAUCUGCCCCUUCCCCACCUUCAACUGUCAGGUCCAGUUUGCCCUGGCCGUGUUGGACGGCUCAGUCACUUUGCCGCCUGUGGCCCAGAUGGAGCACGAGGUCCGGCAAGAGCUGCAGGAGAAGUUGGAGCGGGGGGUCCAGCAGCGCCACCUGCUGAUGAUACAGCAGGAUCAGUGGGACUACUGCCAGACGCUGGCUCAUAUCGCUGGCUUCCCACCGCUGCCGCCGGUCACUCGCAGCCUGUACGAAGAGGUUUGGCGACAGCGAAGAAUACACCCCCAAGAAUAUCGCAGACUCAACUAUAGGCUGAUUAGUGACACCGAGUGGGAGCUGAUCAACUGAUGAUGACAGAUUUAACAGAAAAUUU